Messenger RNA from Hydractinia symbiolongicarpus, 3418 nucleotides. RefSeq lists its product as uncharacterized. NCBI's taxonomy places the organism in Eukaryota, Metazoa, Cnidaria, Hydrozoa, Anthoathecata, Hydractiniidae. Gene Ontology annotation, cellular component: membrane. Gene Ontology annotation, molecular function: calcium channel activity; protein binding. Bases 246 to 3323 code for a protein of 1025 amino acids. Gene Ontology annotation, biological process: calcium ion import across plasma membrane. The transcript has 4 exons. The record is from RefSeq and is a predicted model, not a curated record.
AAUAUAAAUUUUUAAAUCCAACAAAAUAUUUCCAAUGCGAACGAAAGUAAAUUGGGUGAUAUAUAAAAAGUCAACACAAAAGUAUUAAGGGGAGAGAAAAGAAACAAAAAACAAACACUUUGGAUGAAAAAGAUCGGUCGCAAUAGAAAGCGCAUAUUUUUACCAGGAUACAUGCUGAAAAAGAUAACUUAAACGUCUUCCAUAAAUUAACAGAGAAAAUUAAGAAAUACAAGAACAUAAAAAACAUGAGGAAAAAAGCACGCGUUGCUCCGUUACAAAAAUUUACAAAAGAAGCAUUAGAAAUGGUGGAGAAGCUGCGAAAAUCACCUCGCGUAGAAGAAAUAGUCGAGUUAAAAGAUACUGCCAAGAAGAAAUGGAACCUACUCAAGAACACGAUACGAUUCAAAAGCAACCUUCGUAAACAAUACGAACAACUGAAUUUUCAGUUGAUGACGGAAACAUUAGCGUUGAAGAAACACGAGUGCAGCGACUGUUUGCUGGAGCAGCACGAUCAACACGAUGAAGAUGGACACGAUAAAUACGAAAAAAAUGGGGAAUGGAAACGAAAGAAUUACACCAGAGCAAGCAUAGAGCAUAAAGAAAAGGGGAAAGAUUUAAUCAAAUAUUUUAUCAAAAUAUCACGACUAGAAGACACAGAGGAGCGGGUGAUUGAUUUUGAAUACUUAGAAAACAUGCUAAAUACAGGUGUGGAUAUUAACACUGUAGAUAAAUAUGGUCAGUCUGUACUACAUGAAGUGGCAAGAACAUGGCACACUGACGUUGCACGGUUUCUUCUAGCGCAUGGCUCGAACGUCAAUCAUCCUGAUGAUUAUGGCCGUACUCCACUGCAUGUUGCAUGCGCAGUUGAUUAUCCUGAAAUGGUGGAGUUGCUCUUAUUAAAUGGCGCUGAUAUAAAUUGCAGGACGUACGGAGAAGAGCAGACGCCGAUUCACUUUGCUGCAAAGAAAGAUGCGUCAGCAGCUUUAAAGAUGCUUUUACAAUAUGGUGCUGACAUCAACGAUGAAGACUACAAAAAGAGAACUCCCUUGCAGUUGGCCGCUGAGCUUGAUCGUUCUUCAACUGCACAAAUACUUGUGGAAGAAGGGGCACCAGCUGGUGUGUACGAUGUUAGUCUGAUGGGUGCAAUAGUUUUAAUGAUCCAAAAGAUGCCGAACGUAGCCUUACAAGCAUUAGACCAAUUCUACCAAACUAAUCGAGCCAACCGAAAACAAUUCUUUUAUUUAAACUAUCUUGUACCACCGAUAGAGGCGAAGGAGUGUCACGCAAAAUCACCAUUAGAAGUAGCUGUUGAAUAUAAACAAUUCCAAUUGCUACUUCAUCCCGUCUUUCAACGUCUUAUAGAAGUUCAAUGGCAAAGAAUGGGUAAAUGGGGCAUUUGGUUUUACGGGAUUUGUAAUUUAUUACUUAGUAUAUUAUGGACAGUACGAUUAUGUACAAUUCCUACUGACGCGAACAAGAUUUAUAAAGGUAACAAUGAAAUCGUGGGCGUGUUUCUAGAAGUUCUCGCAGUCGUCUCACUGUUUGUUUUGUUUGGUUCAGAAGCACGUGAAUUUUACAAAGCGAAGAAGAAAAAUGAAAACUACAAACAAUGGAGAGAAGUGGAACUAGAGAAGGACUUGCAGUAUGCGCAUCCAAGAUGGCCUGAAGAAAGGGCCUAUCUAGAACGAGAGAUGGUCAGCGUGCUGGAGAACACUUCCUCGUACAUACGUGACAAAUGGAACUAUUUUGAUUGGCUAACUUACACACUGAUGGGCGCCACAGUCAUAUUACAAGUUUGUAACGUUCGUUUAAAAACGAAAGAGAUGAAUGACAGUUUGCGAGCAGUGGGUUCCAUUAUGUUAAUAUUUCUAUGGUUACGCAUGCUAAAAUACGCAAGGCCGUUUAAAACGUUAGGGCCGUUUGUUGUCAUGUUGAGUCACGUUACUGUGGAUACGUUGAAGAUUUUUCAUUUGUCGAUGCAUUUCUUUGUGCCGUACAUCGCAGCGUUCUGGGUAAUUUUUGGGAUGUACAAUGUGGAGGGGUACACAACAAAGGAAGGAGAGCUAGUUUAUAACAUUUUCCAAAUAAUGGUUGUGGGAGAUUUUAACUUUAAUAAACUUAAAUCCCACUCUAACAAAAUGGCUAUGCUUUUGUGUGGAACUUUCAUCUUCUUCGCUGGAAUUAUCUGCUUGAAUUUAUUUAUUGCUCUGAUGUCAGAUACUUUUCAAAGAGUUUACGACAAUGCGAAAGCAAACGCAGUUAUGGAAAGAGCUGCAUCAAUUAUCGCAUUGGAAGCUGAUAUUAACACGCGUAUAUUGCGAAGACAUCGCAAGUGGGUGUCGCGAAAAUGCGCGCCAGAAAGUUUGUACUACGACGACGAUAUCACGCAACCAGAAAGUCAUGAUUUAAAACGAAUGACUAUACAAAUUAAAGAAGGUCUGGAUGGUGUUAACCAUUUCUUAGAUCAAAAGUUUGGAAAAAUUGAGGACGACGAGCCAAACGAUCAUCACCCCGGGAACAGUGAAAAUCAAUUUGCUCAGGUAAAUGCGAAGAAAGAAAAGAGAGUUAUCAGAAACGUAUCAAAUUCAUCAGAAGUGAGAGAGCUCACAAAAACAAUGAAAAUAUUUAAAACGGAAUACUACAAAUCCAUGAUCCAAACAAGAGCUGAGAUUGCCGGCUUAGGUUUGAUGUUGAAAGAAAUAAUCGAGCAAAACGCCGCGAAAAAAGAAUGGAGAGAAAAGAAAAGAAACUAUGCAAUGUUGUCUGAGUUAAACAAGUCAAUAGAAAACAAAAAAAAUCGACAGGAAUUUUUGUUAUUUCACCAGCAAAGCGACACGCUAGAUAUAAGGGAAGAAAGUCCACAUGCGCAAGAAGAAAACAUAUCACAAGAAAACACGUCACAAUCUACGCCAUUAAAUGAAGAAAGUAUUGGCUUACUAGAUCUACGAGGUACUCACGAUUCUCAGGAAAAUAUAUCGAAUAAUUUUCAUGCAGAAAAUUAUCAUACAGAAAAUAACUUGUCUUCAAUUGAGGAUAGACUUCAGCCUGAGACCAACAUUUUAGUGAGUGCAACCAAUGAUGAAGUUGGAAUACCAAACGAAGGUUUUUUUGAGGGCUAUACCUACAAAGAUACCUCAAACUCAGAUGACCAAUUAAUAAAAGCAACUUGGAACUCGAUAUUUUCAAAAAUUGUUACCCAACAGAAGAACGAGAACGGAGAAUCGACAUCGCAAAAACCCGAACCCGGCGUUUACGUCAUGCAUUCGACACUGUCGACAAUAGAAUCUUCCGAUGACGGCAGUGACGACGAAGGAGAAAACUAAGGAUUUUCACAUUUAAAUAACUGUAAAAUUAUUUAAUUCACACUUACUAUAAAAAAAUAUUGUUCACACUUACCAUGAAAAAAGGCUUUCCUUGA